Dothidotthia symphoricarpi CBS 119687 is the source of this 691-nucleotide messenger RNA. RefSeq lists its product as uncharacterized. Gene Ontology annotation, biological process: RNA processing. Bases 65 to 691 code for a protein of 208 amino acids. Gene Ontology annotation, molecular function: RNA binding. Gene Ontology annotation, cellular component: cytoplasm; nuclear exosome (RNase complex). The record is from RefSeq and is a predicted model, not a curated record. The transcript has a single exon. NCBI's taxonomy places the organism in Eukaryota, Fungi, Ascomycota, Dothideomycetes, Pleosporales, Dothidotthiaceae.
CUCGAACCCGCCAUUCCAACAAACCAAAGCAACCCCACAAAAUCCCGCCGUCACAUCCACCACAAUGGCCCUCCCCUCCCUCGCCCUCCCGGGCCAACUCCUCGGCGCAGCAGACACCUACCUCCCCGGUCCAGGAACCCACAUCCACGCGCAAAAAAUCUACGCCUCGAUCGCCGGCCCCGUCACCUCCACACCCUCCACACCCUCCACAACAACCCCAACAACAACCCCAACGCCCCUCCUAUCCAUAACCCGCCCCCCCACCCUCUCCCCCGGCAUCCUCGGCCCCUCAAGCGGCUCCGGCAUCCCGCUCCUCCCCACCCUCUCCUCCGUCGUCCUAGCACGCAUAACCCGCCUAACCCCGCGCUCCGCCUCCUGCCUAAUCCUCGCCAUCGACUCGACCCCCUGCCGCGAACCCUUCAGCGCCCAAAUCCGACGCGAGGACAUACGCGCGACGGAGAAAGACAAGAUCGUUGUUAGCGAGAGUUUCCGCGUCGGGGAUUUGGUGCGCGGGACGGUUAUUAGUCUGGGGGAUCAGGCGAGCUAUUAUGUUAGUACGAGUGAGAAUGCGUAUGGGGUUGUUGUGGCGAGGGGGGAAAGCGGGAGGGUGUUGUAUCCGGUUAGUUGGCGGGAGGUGAGGGAUCCGGUUAGUGGGGUUGGGGAGCGGAGGAAGGUUGCUAAACCUUUUUAG